This is a messenger RNA of Closterium sp. Yama58-4, 1374 nucleotides long. NCBI's taxonomy places the organism in Eukaryota, Viridiplantae, Streptophyta, Zygnematophyceae, Desmidiales, Closteriaceae. The record is from the annotation of a GenBank genome assembly.
AUGCCUCCUUCUGUCCUUGGGCCCAAUAUUGCAUGCAGCGACGAGCAGUUCCUUUUCCAGGGCCUGGCGCUGAGCGACGAAAUGCACAAGCACCUCCACCGCCACAGCGCCCUGCUCGCCUCCUCGCUGCACCGCGGGGGGGACGGCCGCCACAGCGACAGCAGCAGCGGCGGCGCCUCUCCUCCCCGCCCGGGGGCUUACCAGUCCUAUCCCGGUCAGAGCGAGGGUCAAGGCGGGGGUGGGGGUGUGAACCGCGGGCAGCAGUACGAUGAGUGGGCCGCCGGGGUGACGGCUGGGCUGCCCUUGGCUCGGUUUGAGAGCGAUCAGACGGAGGAGGAGGAUGGGGAGGGCGGGCUCAGGAGGUCCCAUGGAGCACAGGCCCCUGCCUCUGCCUCUGCUGCCGUUGCUGGUGCUGGUGCUGCUGGUGGUGCAGGCCCGUCCUCUUCCCAACCAGCACUAGCACAGACCGCCUCAGCAGGUCAAGCAAGUCAAUCAAGUCAAUCAGGGCAGCCCCCGCAGCAAUCACUGGCAGCAGCACGAGCCGCCGCUGCAGCAGCAGCAGCAGCGCCUGCCACGGCCGUCCCUCCGCCCACCCAGGACCUGCUCAGCCUCGACCUUGUUGCAAUCGCCCCUCCUCCCCAACCCCACCCCCCCACCUUCACUGCCAACGCUCCUGCCGCCUCCUCUUCUCCCUUUGACUCGCCGUUUGAUGAGCCGCCGUUCCAAGCCACUUCUGCCCCCGGCCCCUCUGGUGGUGGUGGUGGUGCUGCUGCUCCUUAUUCCUUCAGCUCGUCAUACCAGCAACCGCAGUACCAGCAGCGGCCGCAGCAAGGGUAUGGUGGCGCAGGAGGGUAUGGCGGCAUGGGAGGUGGAAUGGGAGGAGGCAUGGGAGGGGGUAUGGGAGGGGGUAUGGGUGGUGGGAUGGGUGGUGGGAUGGGUGGGGGCAUGGGUGGGGGCAUGGGUGGUGCGUAUGGCACCGGUACAGUUGUGCCGGGAGGCCCGAACCAGCCCGCUUCAUACGUGGUGCCGUGGGCCCGUGCUGCCCAAAGCUCCAGCCCCCAGCAGCAGCAGCAGCAGCAGCAGCAGCAGCAGCAGCAGCAGCAGCAGAAUAACCAGCAGCAGCAGCAGCAGCCAAGUCCCGGGGGGGCUGCCCUGAGUCCACAGCAGCAGGCGUUGCUCUUCGGUGGUAACCCACCCCCCCUCAACCUGUCGCAGCAGGGAGGAGGGCCGUCAGGUGUGGGGGGCUCGAGCAUGUAUGGGCCGAACCCCACUUACCCCUACCACCAGCAGCAGCAACAACAGAGGCCGGGAGGGGGUAUGAUGGGUCCUGCUCCUGAGUAUGUGCAUGGCCAGGUGUUUAGAGGCACGGGAUAA